Messenger RNA from Gymnodraco acuticeps, 2907 nucleotides. RefSeq lists its product as uncharacterized. Gene Ontology annotation, molecular function: ubiquitin-protein transferase activity. The record is from RefSeq and is a predicted model, not a curated record. The coding region runs from base 215 to 2431 and encodes 738 amino acids. The transcript is spliced from 12 exons. NCBI's taxonomy places the organism in Eukaryota, Metazoa, Chordata, Actinopteri, Perciformes, Bathydraconidae.
CACAUAUUACACAUAUUUCUGGAUCCAUUUCAGAUUUUAAACACACAAACAUUGACACUUUAUGAUUAUGAUGAUUAUUAAUAUUAUUAAUAAUAAUAAUAAUGUUUUUGUGUGUGGUUUAGGAAGGGCGGCACCCUAGCGCCCUCUAUAGGCCAGCCGCCACUGCUUAUAAUGUAAGUCUCGUGUCUGUUACAUUUCAUUUCUGGCAAAUCUAAUGAGUGGUGUGGUACAUCUUGGGAACAUUAUGACAGACGAAAACGAAAAUGGCACUCAGGAAUUCAACAGUGUAAUGAAUCGCGUUUUUAAUGCGCUCGACGUUGCCAGAAGGGAUCUCGCAGCGCAGCGCAACGACAAUGUUCUGCGAGUCACCAGGAGCACGUUCCGGAGGCGUCGGAGGGCACCAACAACGGGGGCAUCAAAUGAAUCUGCCGGAGUUUGGAGGGUGAGACUUUUUCUGUUGGCAUUGGCGGACCAAUCCGUCCUUCCAGCACCUACAGAGAGCAGCCGACUGUCAAGAGAAGGUUUAGGAAUCCCAGCUCAUGACCAGCAAGGGGUUGUUUCAGAACGAAGCUAUGUCAAGCUCUCAAUGACUCUUUUAGAGUUCAACAGCUAUGUUUGUCAAAGUUUUCCUACAAUUCCCUUGAAUAUGAUUGGGUUCACUCUGGCAAGAGCUGGCAACUCCAGGCUACUAACGCAACUGCAGGCUACUACUAUGGCAGACCUUAAAAGAUCUGUUGGCAGGAGCAGGGUUUAUAUAAUCCCGCAGGCAGACAUACCAACAUUGUUAGUGAUGGCCUCAUCUUCUGCCUCUGCGGCCCUUAGACCUGCAGGAGCACCCUCUGCCUCGGCCGCCUCUACCUCGGCCACUGAUUCAGAAGGAGCAGCCUCGGCCGCCUCUACCUUGGCCACUGAUUCAGAAGGAGCACCCUCUGCCUCGGCCGCCUCUACCUUGGCCACUGAUUCAGAAGGAGCACCCUCUGCCUCGGCCGCCUCUACCUUGGCCACUGAUUCAGAAGGAGCACCCUCUGCCUCGGCUGCCUCUACCUCGGCCGCCACUGAAACUGCGGGAUCAACCACUGCUCCCACACCCCCAUCAACUUCUGUAUCUAUGGACGCUGAUGUGGAAAGUUUGCAUUCCGCACAAUGGGUAAAUGCUGGGACUCCAGAGGUAUUUUAUAGAAGGUCACGUUUGGAACAACCAAACAGGAAUUCAUUCAAUGACUUUUUAAUUGAUGAUUCUGAUGAGGAGGAAGAGGGCGAGGACGAGGCUUUUGGGACUUUGGAAAGUUAUGUCUUUCCCGUGGAAGAAGUGGAUCUGGCCGUCCUUUUAAGUGACUUCAGAAAGGAAUUCGUUUCUGAUGGCCUAGUCAGUAAUAUCUGCAUCAGGAGGAAGAAACUUCUUGAGAGUGCAAUAAAAGCCAUCUCAAGGGUUACAUUCUGCUGGAACAAUUCCCCCUACAUAGAAUUUGUAGGAGAAGAUGGAGAUGACAUGGGUGGACCACAGAGAGAGUUUUUCAGACUCUUGAUGAUAGAAGUACAAACAACCAUGGGAAUAUUCGAGGGAAAGGCUGGUCAGGUCUUCCUUACCUAUGACCAAGCGGCAUUAGAUGGCCACAAGUAUUUCCAAGCAGGCCGCCUAAUUGCGUGGUCAGUGGCACACGGAGGUCCGUGUAUCAAAGCCCUGGAUCCCAGCCUGUACCAGCUAAUGUGCGGCCAGGAGGCUCAACUGGAGCAAUUUGACUGCAGUGUGCUGCCUGAUCCGGAUGUUCAAAGCAGAGCAAAAAGGAUCCUACAGUGCAAGACUGCAGAGGACCUGUCUGCCCUCCAGCAAGACUUGGGGGACUGGAUCUCUGAGUGUGGCAUCCCUGGCAUCUUCAGUGCCACUAUCGGAGAAAUUCCGAAGAUUUAUUCCUAUGUAGUUAAGCACUACAUAUUUCUCAGAACGGCCAAGAUGGUGAACCAAUUCACGGAGGGCAUGAAUGCUUUUGGGAACCUGUGGGACCUGGUCAGGAACAACUGGAUUGCCUUCGUUCCCUGCUUCACCAACAUGAGGACCCCGCUGACAAAAUCCUCCUUUAAGGCCAUAUUAAAAUAUGAAUACAGUCCAAGAGGAACAAAUCACCGGGAAAAAGAGGAGGACACGAUAUACAGCUGGGAGUUGGUCCUAAACCUCAUCGAAGACAAACUGACUGAACUGACAUUUGAGGACCUGCUGAUUUUCAUCACUGGGGCAGAUGAAGUUCCAACGCUUGGCUUUCCAAACAAGCCCUCCAUUGACUUUUAUACACAGGAGGCCGGUGUGCGUCGUUUGCCAUAUGCCUCAACCUGUGCUAUGACGUUGUUCCUACCAAGAGGCAUCACAGAGGAACAAGAGCUUCACAACAUACUGAACCAGUCAGUGAAAGACUCGUUGGGCUUUUUAAAGGUCUAGAAAAAUAGACAAGGAGGAAGAGAGGAGGAGGAUUGGGAGGGUGUGCAGAGUAUGACGAUAAGAUGAGGGAGAAAGUAUUACUGCAAUUUUGCACUGGGUGAAAUUUGACAUUAUUGCCAUAAAUAUGGAAACUGCGUUCAGGAAGUGCACUAAUGAUACCUCAAUUGUUGCUUUGUUCUCGACGGUUCAUUUUUGACUCCCUACUUAUAAAUGCUCUGAUGUUAAUACCAUUUAUUUGUUGUUUUUAUUUGUUCAUAAACUUAAGUCAUUCUACAAGUUGCAGUUUUAUGGGCGUUCAAGUGGCAAACAAUUUCUUGUCCUGUGAGCAGUAACUUCUAACUUGGCCCUGUUUUAAGAGGGACCUUGUAUUAGCGUGGUUCGGAAGCUCAGAAUUGUGUUCCAUUCCUUUGAUUUGUUAAGUACUUCAAACAUGAUAUGUAUGUUGACAUAUGCUGUAAAUCCACCUAUAGGAAUAA